This is a messenger RNA of Somion occarium, 2740 nucleotides long. NCBI's taxonomy places the organism in Eukaryota, Fungi, Basidiomycota, Agaricomycetes, Polyporales, Cerrenaceae. The record is from the annotation of a GenBank genome assembly.
CUUCAUGCAGAACUUUGAAUUUUCUGUUCACCCGACCUCGAUGGGUUCCAUUGGCGAGCCAUUCCUUCUUUCAACUUACACACAGCCAAAACGUCACAAAAGUACCUCUACGUCUAAUGCUAAUACCAAGAGUUCGAACGUAUAUGCCUCACAGCCUGAGGCAAGCUCAAGCAAGUUCGUAACCGUCGCAGCAUCCGGAGAUGGAGUGCACGUCCUUGAUACAUCGACACUGCAUCCAGCAAUAUCCCAUACACUUGGUCCUCAAGUCACCUUUGCAUGCCCAGCUGUGACGCGAACGAAGCAUGUUGACUCUACACAAAAAUGCACUACGUAUGCCGUUAUUGAAUCUGCGCCUGAACUCAAGUCGGAUGAGCGAGGUCGUACAGUGUGGAGAUGGGACGACGAUCCUUUGGGAAGUGGUGCAGCGUCUGAAGCGCAGAAACAAAAACAGUCAGCUCUAUUUUCACACAGGAUAGCUGCAUUGUAUGCGCAUGAAUCUCUUCCCGACUACGUCCUGCUGGUUGGAGACCAAGGUCAGGUCACUUUGACCGACCUCGAUCUGAAUGUAAAGGCUUCACAUCAACCAGUGAAUGAAGGGGAAACUCUCGUGAAUGCUUUUAUUUUCUCUAGAGAUUCGUGUUCCUUUGCUCCCACCAGGACCUGUUCAAGGCAAGGCGCUGUUCUUGUACUGGUCUCGACACAGGGCGAAAACUUGAUCAUCCAAUCACUUUCACUUGACCCUGACGGUGUCGUUAUCCCACUUGGAACAUCACCUAUUUCUUCAUUCAAGGGGACAAUUCUAUUGAACAUCUCAUGUAGCGCUUCAGGAUUGCUCACAAUUCUCGAGUCGAAUGGAACAUUGCACUCCUUCCUCUUAGAAUCUCCCGACCAGGACUCCAUCGUCGUCAACAUCACCACCGAUCCGAUACACCUGCGUUCUUUGACAGUUAUCAAGUCGACCCAAGAAUCAUCAUCACUGCACUUCAACGAGAUAGCCAUCCUAUCCCUGACCGCAUCUCAUGUACUCCUCGCUGGCGUCACCUUCGGUGCAGCGCCAGAAAUUAUCCUCCUACUCUUGGAUAUGCAAUACUCUGUUGUACUUGCGUCGCAUACCCUCAAUAUCCCGUCCUCUGUAUCACGAUCGAAGAAACAGGGCAUGCAGAUCCGGCUCGUAGGCGGGAGGCGCGAUCACGACCAGGCACUCCUAUUGCUUUCUCCCGACAUUUCAUCAGCGAUGGCUAACGGUGCUUCUGAUGCUGCGACUCUUGACUCCAGUGCUCGCUCCAGUAUAUUUGUGGUGCCAAUAGCUGUUCCCAAAAUAUCCACGAUUGCGAACGCCAUGGGUCGAGCAUCUUUGACCGCAAAGUGGCUUGGUCAAACAGAUUCCCAGGUUGACGCUCCCGCGGGAGACUUGGACUCGAGCCAGAACAAACUCUUAAACGUCAUGCGCACAGCGAUGGAACAAAAACGUGUAGACGCGGCCGACCGUGCUUUUUUCCAGUGGGUCACCGAACAUGAUGCCUCGACGGCGCAGAAACCAUCGUAUCUCAGCCACCGUUUUGUGCAGCAAAUACUGGAGAUCGUUUUUAGACAACCGAAAGGCAGUAAUGCAACCUCUGAUAUACCAUAUUCGCCAAAGGUCGUUCGAACUUUAUUGGAGAAGAAAGCUGUUACCUCUGGCAUGCUCGAACGAGGGUUGUUAUCCGCCUUGAGGCCGCGCCACGAUUGGGAUUCAAUGGUUACUGCCCUCACUAGCGUGAUUGAUAUUCCUGAAGAUGACGUCGUUUCUUUCCUCCACGAGGUCAUUCUGGCACAGCAGAAACGACAACCUGCAGGAGGCGAAGAUGCAAUGCAGGUUGAUUCGUCUGCCAACCCAGACCUUCCUUCCCUUCGGAAAGUUUUGUCGCUGAUCGUGGUAUAUCCUGUCACCGCACCAGCCAUGCGUCUAGCUAUUCGACAGCAACUGAAGGAUGCGGAGGAAUUGGAUGCGAUACUUGAGGUUAUCGUGCAAUGGAUAGAGGAGUGGUGUUCCGAGGAUCCAAGGUUGCUCCCCGAGCAAGUGAAGAAGGAUGAACGAGGCAUCACUGUUCCCAUCUACACUUCGAAGCCCAUGACCGAUCUUCCAGCUUUGGAUAAGGUCCUUGCGUUCCUUCAAAUCUUACUGGACUCUUCGGCCCUCGCGUUCCUCUCACACCCACAUUCGCAGCGCCUCAUUCGCCAAAUAUUCUCGCUACUAGAACCCGAAAUUUCCUUCAAUGAUAGCAUUGAACAAUUGCGAGGACCUCUUGAACCAUUCGCCAAAGCGCAUGCUAAAGCUGCUUCGGAUGUUCUGCAUGGUACUCAAAAGCAAGAUCCCAAGGUCGAUUGGAGAAAGCGGAAAAAGGCUGCCCAUGAGCAAGCUGCUGUGGCGAUCGGUGUGUAUCAAGUAGAAGAGCUUGUGCUAUGAUAUGAUGACAUUAUUGCUUUCGAAUGGCUGAUCUUGAAGGGGGUGAUUCGUGUGCUAUGAUUGAUAUACAUCCCGUGAGUCCAAACAUGACCAAGGGUGUUGACAUAUCACUACAGAUUUCCAUAACGGUCCAAUCCCUCAAUGAAAUCUUGGUCCUCCAGUCGCAUCGUAAACUUCAGACCAUAUUUCAUCUAACUUCGCAUCUGGCCACCUCUCACGGAUGUUCUCAGCCUUCUCCCUAAGCUCCUUCGCAACAGGAGCCCAAGCAACCUUGCACAGCUUUCCAUCCUUCUU